AUCUUUCACUUCAUUACAAACAACAAGUAUCAUCACCUCUUCUCUCUCUGCUUUUUCCCUUCCCUCGCCACUACUCUCUCUCUCUCUCUGCAUUUUCUUUUUCCCUCCUUCUAGAUCCACUUCUAGAGAGAGAGGACAGUUAAGCACACAUUCUAUAUAGUGAUAGUGAGAGAGAAGAAAUUGACAGGGAAAGUGGAUAGCUUACUUACAAUGGCGCUUUCUAAAGUUAUUGUAUCUCUUUCUGCAUUGCUGCUUCUCUUGCUCUUCGUCGGAGCCACGGCCGUUCUCAACAACUCCGAUCAUCUCUCUUCCAUUAAGAGUGAUGAAAAAGCAGAGUUGCAGAACUCGGUCAACUCGUCAAUGGCGGCAAGGUUGGAAGAUGUUGAUGGUGAAGGCUUAAAUGAGCAUGCUGUUUCUAACCCAGAUGAGGUUGCUUCAAUGGUUGACAUGAGCAUCAGAAACAGUACUGAGCGGAGGAAAUUGGGAUUUUUCUCCUGUGGAACUGGCAAUCCUAUUGAUGAUUGUUGGCGCUGUGAUUCCAACUGGCAUCGUAACCGCAAGAGGCUUGCUGACUGUGGCAUUGGUUUUGGCCGAAAUGCCAUUGGAGGUCGUGAUGGUCGCUUCUAUGUAGUCACUGAUUCUCGUGAUGAUGACCCUGUUAACCCCAGACCUGGUACCCUACGCCAUGCUGUUAUCCAGGACAGACCCCUCUGGAUUGUGUUCAAGCGCGACAUGGUGAUACAAUUGAAGCAGGAGCUUAUCAUGAACAGCUUCAAAACAAUUGAUGGUAGAGGGGUUAAUGUCCAUAUUGCUAAUGGCGGGUGCAUCACCAUCCAGUUUGUAACCAAUGUUAUAAUUCAUGGCCUGCAUAUCCAUGACUGCAAACCUACUGGAAAUGCUAUGGUUAGAAGCUCCCCCACUCAUUUUGGGUGGAGGACAAUGGCUGAUGGAGAUGCCAUAUCCAUCUUUGGAUCGAGCCAUGUCUGGGUUGAUCAUAAUUCACUAUCAAACUGCGCAGAUGGCCUUGUUGAUGCUGUCAUGGGCUCAACUGCCAUUACAGUUUCCAACAAUCAUUUCACCCACCACAAUGAGGUUAUGCUUUUGGGUCACAGUGAUUCCUAUACGAGAGACAAGCAAAUGCAAGUUACUAUCGCAUAUAACCAUUUCGGAGAGGGCCUUAUUCAAAGGAUGCCCAGAUGCAGACACGGGUAUUUCCAUGUAGUCAACAAUGACUACACUCACUGGGAGAUGUAUGCAAUUGGUGGAAGUGCAAGCCCUACCAUCAACAGCCAAGGAAACAGAUACCUAGCCCCAGCUAAUCCUUUUGCAAAGGAGGUGACAAAGCGAGUGGAGACACCUGUUGGUCACUGGAAGGGUUGGAAUUGGAGAUCAGAGGGUGACUUGUUACUUAAUGGAGCAUACUUUACGCCAUCUGGAGCUGGAGCGACAUCUAGCUAUGCCAGAGCUUCAAGCUUAGGGGCAAAAUCUUCUUCAAUGGUCGGUACAAUCACUUCUGGAGCUGGCGUUCUUGGCUGUCGCAGAGGCCACCAGUGCUAGCGAACAAUUCAAGUAGUUACAUGAAGAAAGUUUUUUUUUUUUUUUUUUCUUUUACCCCUCUUUCUAAAUUUCUCUUGCCAGUUUCAUUUUACUAUUAAUAUCUCUGCCCACCUAAAUUUUCAUAUUCCACAUCAUAGCUGGUCUUCACUAUUGCAUUUGGCAAGUGUACAAUUUACACAUGUCAAUGAUUUAUCCUCCCAUAUCCUUCCCACCAUGGUUGUGCAACCUCGGCCUGCUUCAACUGAAAAACAAAUUCCAUUUAAGAAGUCCGGUGCAGAAGCGUUGUUCAUCAUUCUCUUCAUUCCAUUUUCCAACCUAAAAACCUCAUGCAUUUCUCCUCUUCCUUACCACCACUACCAUUGGCCUGCCUACUCACCUUAUAUAUCUCCGUAAUUUGGCACUUACUUUAUACUUUGCUGGCAUUUGGGUUUAUAGGAACAGAUUGAGUUUGUAAUUUGUCUUUUGUUAGUUUUAUUAAGUCAUACGUAAAAGCUAUAUAAGUGUGAAUGUCAAGACUCAGUCACUGAGAAAAAAAGAAAGCUUUUGUAAUAGAUGAUGCUGCAUAGCCUGCUUACUGUCUUGCUGUGAUCUUAACAAUCAAAGCUUUUUAUUUCCAGUUGA
Molecule: messenger RNA, 2178 nt
Organism: Daucus carota subsp. sativus
Lineage: Eukaryota; Viridiplantae; Streptophyta; Magnoliopsida; Apiales; Apiaceae
Product: probable pectate lyase 8
Exons: 7
Coding region: 211-1557 (448 amino acids)
Molecular function (GO): pectate lyase activity
Source: RefSeq, a predicted model, not a curated record